UUUGAAUUUUAGCCCGCUGAUCAAGUCGGGGCGUGGCCAAGCACGACGGACUGUAAGCAGCUAGUUGGGGGAACAUACAUGGAAAAGUGGUAAAAAGUAGAAUUGACAGAAACAGGUGAUGGAUAGCAUGCUUAGAGAUUGUACUUUCAUCACUGAUGAAACAUUUGAUUUUGACCCAUGCUCCUCAUCUGACAGCAGUGAUGAGGAAGAGGUCUCCCUAUAUUGUCCUAGUCCUGUAUCUCGCCUUGUUGGGCAUCCUGUUAAUAUGAAUGUAAAAAGUAAAGGAGAGUCAACUCUAUUAUUGCAAUGGAGCCCACUGAGUGCCCAAAACAUGGAGGAAAUUACAAGAGAGGCCAACAGGCUGGCUAUUGCAUUGGAGAAGGAGAACAUGGGAAAAAAUUCCUCACGGUAUCAAUCAAAUAGUAUUUCCUUCCAGCAUAAAAUAGCCACCAUCUACAGCUUGGAGAACCAAACAGAGGUUUCUUUGCGUGGUGAGCAACUGCAACAUUUCUCCACCUCUGUGGCCUUGCUAAAAGACACUCCAGCUCCUAAUCAAAUUUCCUCAUCAGAAAUGAGUAUCACUUCACAUGGGCCUCAAACGCUAUUUCUUUCAAAAAGCGCUACUAGUCUUCGGAGUCCACGCAGAGAGACCUAUGUGAUUAAAGAUAGUCCAAACCGGUCUUUUUUGCCCAAUGUGGACCUUGUCACACCACCCAUUGUUGAGCACCAUGAACUUUCCUAUGAAAACACUCCAGAAAAAGUGAAAAAUGGAAGCGGCGCUGUAAGGGACUGUGUGUCGCAAGGCAGGCCUAAGAGUCAGAAUCCUGGCGGUCUGUCUAAUGUGAGGACCCGUCAACUACACCCGUGCCCUGUUGGCAGAUUUUCAGCAGAUAAAACUUCAACCUCACAUGUGCGUGCCUCGUACCGGCCUUGUGGCACUUCGGCUGCUAAGACUCAUCUGCCGAUUCCUAAAUCCUCAGGGACUCUUGCCUAUGGUAAUACAAAACAGUCAGGCCAGAGAGUGGUUUCAGGGGCUGUGAGACCUUCUGCACAGAGAGGAUCUCUCCUGAGACCACCGUCCCAUUUUUCAGCGCAUACAAAAUUAAUCCUCAAACCGCCACGCUAAGGCAAUUUGUGGGAAACUUUUACCUUCCCUUCAUCAUCUUACCUGUGUGAUAUUAAUUCUUGAAGGCCGCGUUUUUUGACCUGUGUGGAAAUCCAACCAGUAGUCUUUCAAAGACAACUAAGAACCAAAAUACUUGGAAGUCCUUGUUGCCUUUUCCCUCAAGGAAGUUUUCACUACCAUUGUGCUUUACCCAGAUGAGUUAUCGUAUCAGCUUGGCAUCACGGUGGAAUAACUUGAAUUGUAAGAAAUACCACCCAUGUUGGUGAAAUAAGAGCAUGCCAACCAACCAAAAGAAAAAAAAAACUACAUAUUUUAUUUUCAUACAAACAAAAGCAGGUUCAUAUUUACAGCCUGGUGCAAACAAAACUGUACAGAUUGGCAUUAAACCCAUUCUCUGGCUGGACAACGGUGAUCAAGUCACAAUCGUUUGCGGUUGAGUCGUUGGCAUCGGUUUCUUUCAUCUUGGAGGAGAGAAGCACGCAGUGAACAUCAUCUUGCUUAGAUGGACGUCUCAUCGCUCCUAGUAUGAUGAAGGGGGUGGGGAAUGGUGAGGUAAAUGUAGCAGAAACCCAAAAAAAAGCAUUCAUGAUAAUGAGUGUUCAUAAGGGAAAACAAA
Messenger RNA from Spea bombifrons (plains spadefoot toad), 1742 nucleotides. RefSeq lists its product as uncharacterized. Lineage: Eukaryota; Metazoa; Chordata; Amphibia; Anura; Pelobatidae. Gene Ontology annotation, molecular function: microtubule binding. Gene Ontology annotation, biological process: mitotic metaphase chromosome alignment. Gene Ontology annotation, cellular component: spindle microtubule; microtubule cytoskeleton; spindle pole. The record is from RefSeq and is a predicted model, not a curated record. The transcript has 6 exons. The coding region runs from base 119 to 1126 and encodes 335 amino acids.